AGUGGUAUACGCAGAAAUGUCAAAUGCCUUCGUUUUGGGGUGACCUGAUGCGUUAAUUUGAAUAUCCAUACAGUUUACAUACUCUUGAACCGCUUACUGACAGCAGCAUUUUCGUAGCACGAAAUUUCUUUUUUAUUGAGGUUUCAUUGCUAACAAAAUAAUUGCUUAAUUUCCAUGCAACACCAAAAUCUAUUCGUAUAAAAUCAAUGAAAAUUCUGGAAAUGAAAUUCCAUGCCACACUUUGAACUGUGUGUUUGUUGGAAAGAUUGGUGAAAAAUUUUGUGUGUUUACAUAGCAGCAAUACAAUUAAGGUGAAUUGACGUUUCUCCGUUGCGUACUAUUUUGUCUUUCUGUUUUGAUUAAAAUGGCGUUUGAGAAAUGAAAAUAGUUUUGCAUGUGUAAUUUAUCCGACAUGGUUUGCUAUGACGAAGGAAGUGCACAAUGUAUCAUAUUAAAUAUGAUGCCUGGUGCUAUCACCAAGAGAAUCAUACUCAUGGUACGCCCGUCAAAUAAAGUGUCUACACUGUUCAACGAUAUAAAAAAUCAGAUGCAGGUCGACAAUUUUGAUAUUUCACUGCAAACAUCAUCGCCCGAAGAGGAAGAGAUUUUGAUCAGCGAAAAUGAGGAUAAAACGCUAUCGGAUAUAGGCAUAGAUUUUUCAUCAAAGAAACGUACAACGAUCAAAUUAGUGCCAAUUAACCAUUCGAUGCAUCGACGUUCGGCGAUCGUCAGCGAAGCCGAUUCAACGUUGCCAAGCUCAUUGGAUGAUGAAGAGUUGGCACUUGGUGCAUCAGCAAGUCCCGUCGAACCGACGAGCUCACCGAUACCACUGCCACUAUUCAGCGAAGAGCCAGUGACCCGAAAUCACAAUGAUUCGAUUUCUUUAUAUCCAUCCUCUUCCUCUCGUUUGUCAUCCGGCUAUGUUGGUUUAGUGAAUCAAGCAAUGACCUGUUACCUAAACAGUUUAUUGCAAGCAUUGUAUAUGACGCCAGAGUUCCGAAAUGCGUUGUACAAUUGGGAACAUGAUGGCUCAGACGCAGCCAAAAAUAUUCCAUAUCAAUUGCAACGACUUUUCGUAAAUCUGCAAACAUCAACGAAAAUGUCGGUCGAAACGACUGACUUAACGCGCAGUUUUGGUUGGGAUUCAACUGAAGCUUGGCAACAGCAUGAUAUACAAGAGUUGUGCCGUGUCAUGUUCGAUACUUUAGAGCAAAAAUUCAAGGAUACAGCCCAAGCCGAUUUUAUAAAUCGUUUGUACGAAGGAAGAAUGAUCGACUAUGUGAAAUGUUUGGAUUGUGGCACCGAAAAGUCACGUGAAGAUAAAUUCCUUGAUAUUCCGUUACCAGUUCGACCGUUUGGCAGUACGAUAGCGUACGAUAGCGUUGAAGAAGCACUGCGUGCCUUUGUCGAACCAGAAACACUCGAUGGCAACAAUCAGUAUCAUUGUGACAAAUGUAAUAAAAAGUGUAACGCUCACAAGGGAUUGAAAUUCUCCAAGUUCCCAUAUAUUUUAACGCUGCAUCUUAAACGCUUUGAUUUCGAUUACCAAACAUUUUUACGCAUUAAACUGAACGACAAAGUGACUUUUCCUCAAACGUUGAAUUUAAAUAGCUUUAUUAAAGAAUCUGAUGCAAACAACGUAUUCGCCCAUACGAAUAGUUCGUCAACACAUUGUGAUACAACGUCCUCAGAGCAUGGUAGUGUAGAAAGCGCUAUCAAAUGUGACGAUUGUAGUACAACCGAUUCUGGAUCCAUUUUAGAAGAGGAUGUUGCCUCAACCAAUACGUCGAAUGCAAAUCAUCGACCCGAUUUAGAAGCACCAGAUGAUGAUGAGGGCAUCGAUAUGACCAGCAGCAGUACAGAAUCCAAAUCGAUUUUGGGCAGCGAUCCCGGACCGUACAACUAUGAAUUGUUUUCAAUUAUGAUUCACUCAGGCAGCGCAUCAGGCGGUCACUAUUAUGCAUAUAUCAAAGAAUUUGAGAACGGUGAAUGGUUUUGCUUCAACGAUCAAAGUGUGUCUCCGAUCAGCAAAGAAGAUAUCGAAAAAUCGUACGGCGGUUCAUUGGGUGCAAGAACAUUUUAUUCAAGUGCAUAUAGCUCCAGUACGAAUGCGUACAUGUUGAUGUAUCGACAAAUUGAUCCCCGUAGAAAUGUGUCAGCCAUCAAACGAGAAGCGUUUCCAGAGCACAUAAAACAAUUGCAAAAUACAUUGAAGGAAGAACAUGAGAAGAAACAACGAUCAACCGAUUAUAAUCUCCAAAAAUACAAAGUCUAUUGGUUUGAUCAACGUACCCAGCAAAUGGCAAAUGUUCGUAUGUUUUUGGGUUCGGAUGCGACAUUGGAAGAGGCACUGGAAAGUGCACACAAACGUUUCAAGUUGCAAAAUAUUGUGCCGAUGUCACGUUGUCGCCUAGUGGCCUAUGAUAGCAACGAAGAGAAUGUUCUGUGCAGUUUUGAUGGCAAAGAAUCCGAACAAAUUCGCGAUCUGUUGAGCGAAUUGUCAUCAUCCGAACUGUUACUGGAGACUCGCGAUGAAGAUUCUAAAUUUGAAGUGUAUGUACCUGGUGAUAUUGAAACGAAAGUAUAUACCGUUGAGAUGUGCUCAGCCGAUAUCGAUGGGCCUUCCAAUGUUCGCAUACAUAAGAAUGCCACAGUAAGGAAGUACAAGGAGAAAUUGGCUCAAAGUUUGUCUGUACCAAUCGAUGAAAUUUUAUUGGCGGCUUUUAAAUAUUCAUCCACAGCUGCUCUCCUGGAUGUUGACACGUCAAUUCUAUCCGAUGAAGAUGUAAAUCACAAGUCAAAGAUAUUUCUCACAUCAAAGGCGCGCUCAACUGAUUCAAAGAAGUUUUUGAAAAUUGUUGAUCGAUCAAAUCAUAUUAUUUCGCUUUAUUUCACACUACCAAAAACUGACAAAGAAACGCUGGAGAAAUUAUCGAUUCCUUCUUACGAUCCAUCAGCAACGAAACUUUCACCGGGAAUUCAUAAUAAUUUAGCCAGUAGCCUAACAAUAAGUCGACCACAAUUGGGCGAUGUGGUUGAUGCUGUUAUGAAAUCUCCGCCAAUCGUUCAACUUGACUACAGAAGUGCAACGAACAGUGCGCAUAAUCAAAUGGAGCCGGAGAGCAAUAGCGAAGACAGUAGCUUAAGCGAUGGUGAUCGAACAUUGGUUGGCGAUGUAAGCCCGAUGCUAAGUGCCAGCAAUUCACCAGCAUGCUCCGACCAACAUUUAUCCAGCCCAGAAGAUCACACAAAAAUUAAUGGUGACGCUUAUGGUGAUGAUGAUACCGAUAUGCUUGAUGUAAAUCAGGCCGCGAAAAAAUACUAUUUCAAAGCCACUUACUACGAGGAGCCAAUCAUCGUCGAUAACAACGAAGAGCCGAUUCGUCGUACAUUAUCGGUUUUAGUUGACAGUCACAUCAAUGUGGCGAAUCUAAAGCGUGUUUUAGAGCCAUAUAUCAAAGUUCCUAUGGAAUACUUUAAAAUUUUCCGACACAAUUCAUCUCAGAACGAAAUCGAAUGUACGAGAUUAACCGAAGACCUGCGAUCGUUCAAUGACGGUGAACGUCUAACCAUUGAAUUGGGGCGAGCACUCCGUAGUGGCGAAUACAAAUGCAAAGUCUACUACAUGAAAUUGUCCGAGAUCAGUGAGACGAGCGAAACGCUUACAUUUUUAUGUGAUUGGAUUUUAUGUAAUGGUGCCAGUGUUGGCAAAACAAAGCGUGAGAUUUUGUCGCAAAUCGCUAGCAAUGAUCCACAAUACGAUAUCCCAUAUGAACGUUGUCGGUUGCGGAAAAAGAGCACGUAUGCCCCAAGCAAAAUCUUCUUGGACGACCAAGUGUUUGGCGAUGAUGUGAUUUUGUUAUCCAAUUAUGAGAUUAUUCUGCAAGAGUUGGAAGAGCCAAGCCAACAAGUUACAGACGAUAAAAGCCUAACAAUAUUCAUUCGCAGAUGGAAUCCGACACAAAUGAGUCUGGGGCCGUUCAAUGAAGUCACCGUUUAUGAAAAAGAUAACAUGAAAUCGGUUCUCUCGCAACAUUCUGGUAUCCCAGAAGAAAAUAUUGAAUUUGCCAAGGUACAAGGUACGUUCCCCCAUCAUAGUGUCAGCAUCCUAGAAAUUCACACAUCGCUUCUUUGGAAUUCAAAUCCAACCACAUUAAAUGAAUUCCCAUUGAGCAAUUCACAAGAUGGCAUCAUGUUCUUCUACAGAGAUAAAACCGAAGAGUUAAAACAAUUGACACCACAAGAACGACAAGAACUGAAAAACCAAGAUGCUCGUAAUGGCUACGGUGCAUCCAGUUCAUAUGAUCGAAUGAGUCGGCGACGCGAACGAGCUCUUAAAAUAUAUGUGGAUUCGUCACCAAAAAAACGAGACGAAUAGAACAAUUGAGAAAAAAAAAAUCAAAUAAAACUGUGCAUGUAGUUAGAGAUCACAAAAACAAAAAUAAACUCAUUUUUUUUCUGUAA
This is a messenger RNA of Sitodiplosis mosellana (orange wheat blossom midge), 4464 nucleotides long. RefSeq names its product ubiquitin carboxyl-terminal hydrolase 47 (gene Usp47). Gene Ontology annotation, cellular component: cytosol; nucleus. The record is from RefSeq and is a predicted model, not a curated record. The coding region runs from base 395 to 4378 and encodes 1327 amino acids. Lineage: Eukaryota; Metazoa; Arthropoda; Insecta; Diptera; Cecidomyiidae. Gene Ontology annotation, biological process: protein deubiquitination. Gene Ontology annotation, molecular function: cysteine-type endopeptidase activity; cysteine-type deubiquitinase activity. The transcript is spliced from 14 exons.